Panicum virgatum (switchgrass) is the source of this 969-nucleotide messenger RNA. RefSeq names its product protein FAR-RED IMPAIRED RESPONSE 1-like. Bases 1 to 969 code for a protein of 322 amino acids. Lineage: Eukaryota; Viridiplantae; Streptophyta; Magnoliopsida; Poales; Poaceae. The record is from RefSeq and is a predicted model, not a curated record. The transcript has 4 exons. Gene Ontology annotation, biological process: regulation of DNA-templated transcription.
AUGCUUAAGAAAUACAGAGAUGAGCUAAAGAAGCUGUACAAGGAGCAUGAAGGUCUGAAGAUCAAGCUCCUGACAAUGAUAAAUCACCCACUAACACCUAUAGAGUUUGAGGUGGCAUGGAGUGAGCUGCUAACAGAGUAUGGGAUAGGAGAGAAUGAUGCUAUAAAGAGCAUUUGGGAGUCCAGGCAUCUGUGGGUUUCAGCCUAUUUGAAGCCUCUGUACUGUGGGAGGAUGACAUCAACACAAAGGAGCGAGAGUGUGAACAAGGCAGUCAAAAAAAGGGGUUUUGCAAUGAGGAAGACAUGCAUGAGUAAAUUUGCUCGCAGGAUGCUCGAGUUCAUUCAACACACAAAUCAUAUCUCAGCUGGUGAAACACAUUGUUCACAGGCAGAGAACUUUAGAGUGACAUUGCAACCAUUCGACAAACAAUUGAGCCGGGUAUAUACCCGUGCAGUGUUCAAGAAGUACCGGGAAACAUACAUAUAUAGUACUGCAUUCCGUAUUGAUCCCGAGGAAGGCAAGGCAAACAGUUACCUGAUUACUAGUAUACCUGCAAAAUAUGUGCUGAAGAGGUAUAGUAGGGAUGCAAGGUUCUUCGUUAUGUGGGACAGGCAUGACAUAGUAACUAUGGGUCCAAACUACACAACUGAGCAAUCCAGAACAACAAAGCUAGUAGAACUCGCAAUGACUGCAGUGAGGGCGUGCUGUAGGUCAUCUACAAGAUUUGAUAGAGGAUGUGAUGAUCUAGCUGCAUUAGCUACGUGGGCUGAGGCUAUUCCAGGAGAUUCUGGACCAUCUCGAGUGGUGGAACAUGAGAAUAACCAAAAUGUGGAAAAUGAAACUAGAGAGGGCUCUAGAGCACCCCAGAUUGCAAAUGAUUCGCAAAUCUCAGAUUAUGCUCCGAAAGAGGUUAGAACAAAGGGUAGGAAGCGUGGGGCGCAACAAAUUGAUAAUGGUGAUGAAGGUUAA